Molecule: messenger RNA, 1354 nt
Organism: Trichomycterus rosablanca
Lineage: Eukaryota; Metazoa; Chordata; Actinopteri; Siluriformes; Trichomycteridae
Gene: tmem178bb
Product: transmembrane protein 178Bb
Exons: 5
Coding region: 417-1301 (294 amino acids)
Cellular component (GO): membrane
Source: RefSeq, a predicted model, not a curated record
UUUCUUCAGGGUGAGAGGAGCAAAUGAACUGGUGCCUAUAGUGGAAGUACAUUUCAGCUUUAACUGAACUGACAUGUUCUGCCUUUAUGUUUGGUGAUGGUUGCAUCGGCGUCAGCAGCAAAGCGAGCAGGAUUUACCUCCAUGGCCUGGAUUUAGGACCGCUGCUGAGCAUCAUCACCACCCCACGGUACUGGACCCCCGCCCCCACCAGCCCGUAAACGGAUGGCAGUUUCAGCUGGGCGACUGUAGGCAUCUUUCCAUCUUAAACAGAUUCCAGGGCACGCAGGAAUAUUUUUCAGAUCUCCAGGAAUCAGGUGAUGUGUGGAGCUUUCUGAAUCGCGGUGUCUCAGGCGGUGAUGCGAGUGUGUAUCCGGAGCUGUCUGUGGUGCUGAGCACAAGCCGCGAUCGGAGAGAGCAUGGCGGCCGGGAAGCUGCUGCUCUAUGCCGGUCUCUCUCUGUCCCUGUGCGCGCUCGGCAUGCUUGCCGUGGCUGUCUGCUCCGAUCACUGGUACGAGACGGACGCCCGACGCUACCGGGAGCGCUGCCGAAACUUCUCCAGCCGUCGUAAGGACCCGGGAUUCAUCUACAUCCCCAAUAACAGCCUACCCCUGCGCGCCAGCCGCUCCCGACUCGAUCGCUGGGAAGGAAAACUGCUGGUAACACGCAAUCGGAGGCAGCUUUUCGCCAUGAGCGCCACGGACGAGUGCAGCCGCCAGUACAACUCCACCAACAUGGGCCUGUGGAGCAAAUGCCACAGGCUCGGCUUUGACAAGGACAUCGAGGACCUCAUCCGAAAAGGUGUCAUCGCAAGAUGCUCCUACAUCAAGUACCACUACUCCUCAGGCACAAUACCCAAGAACCUGUCCUACAACAUCACCAAGACCAUCCGGCAAGAUGAGUGGCACUCUUUGCACCUACGCAGGAUGACAGCAGGAUUCAUGGGCAUGGCUGUGGCCAUCAUACUGUUCGGCUGGAUCAUCGGCAUGCUUGGCUGCUGCUGGGACCGCGGCCUCAUGCAGUAUGUGGCAGGUCUGCUCUUCCUAAUGGGCGGCACCUUUUGCAUAAUCUCGCUGUGCACCUGUGUAGCAGGGAUUAAUUUCGAGCUCUCACGCUACCCACGCUACCUGUACAGUCUCCCUGACGACAUCAGUCAUGGGUACGGCUGGUCCAUGUUCUGUGCCUGGGGUGGUCUGGGACUGUCACUCAUUGCUGGCUUCUUCUGUACACUGGCUCCCUCCGUUCAGCCUAUCCCACGCUCCACCUGCCCUAAAUCCCGGCAAGAAAAUGGCACUGUUUGUUAAGCACCAUAGAGCAGGGGGCCAAAAAGCCAUCAUUUCAUGCAGCUAAACAGAAA